GAGAGAGAGAGAGAGAGAGAGAGAGAGAGAGAGGGAGGGGGGGGGGAAUAAUCAGGAAGAACUCUCAGCGCACCUUUUAGUUCUCCGAUAUGCAGAUUUGCUGAUAAAACAUCAGUUAUCUGUUCAUCUCAUACAGGUCGUGGAAAACUGCGAGUGCAUGGGAAUCUUUAACUCGUUUUUUCUUCACCGGGGUAUCUCGCCUUGAUUUCGUAUAAAACCCAGCACGAAUGUGAGCUGUAAUACCAGGCUACUGACGGCUCUAGCGGCUCCUUAUUGGCAUUUUCACGUCUAGGCUACUACAACUACUAUUGCUGACUUCUGCCUGUGGAUCUUACCGUUAUAUAUUGUGAAAGGUUUAGGAAGCAGAGGAAGCACACCACUCCAGAAUCAUGGGACACUUUCAGCUCUCCCCCAUGCUCUCCCUUGGCCUUCGGCUUGUGGUUGUCGUAGCAAUCAUGUUUCUCAAAUUCCAACAUGUGACGGCUAUGUCCUCGGACGUGGACUUGGAUCAGUUUGUGUCUCCAACUGCCAGCGGCAAUGUUACUGUGUGCACCACAGCAGGCACAGCAUGCGAAAAAGGGGUGAUUCUGCCAAUAUGGGAACCUCAGAAUCCCUCGUUUGGGGACAAAGUGGCACGGGCAACAGUCUAUUUCGUGGCCCUGGUGUACAUGUUCCUUGGAGUGUCCAUCAUCGCUGACCGUUUCAUGGCGUCCAUCGAGGUCAUCACCUCUCAGGAGAAAGAGAUCACCAUCAAGAGACCCAACGGAGAGACCACCACCACCACCGUGCGGAUCUGGAAUGAGACAGUGUCCAAUCUCACGCUCAUGGCCCUGGGCUCAAGUGCCCCUGAGAUCCUACUGUCCGUCAUUGAGGUUUGCGGCCACGGUUUUGAUGCAGGAGCCUUGGGUCCAAGCACCAUCGUGGGCAGCGCCGCCUUCAACAUGUUUGUCAUCAUCGGCAUCUGUGUGUACGUGGUGCCCGACGGGGAGGUCCGUAAGGUCAAGCACCUGCGCGUCUUCUUCGUCACAGCCACCUGGAGCAUCUUCGCCUACAUCUGGCUCUACCUGAUCCUGGCUGUAAUCUCCCCCGGCAUAGUGCAGGUAUGGGAGGGCCUGCUCACCCUCUUCUUCUUCCCCAUCUGCGUGUUGUUCGCCUGGGUCGCUGACCGACGCCUCCUCUUCUACAAGUACGUCUACAAGCGCUACCGUACCGGCAAGCAGCGAGGCAUGAUCAUUGAAACCGAGGGUGACCGCCCGCUCCCGUCCAAAGUCGACAUUGAGAUGGACGGAAAGAUGCUCAACUCUCACGCGGUGGACUUCCUGGACGGGCCUCUGGGGCUGGAGCUGAACAUGAAGGACCUGGAUGAGGAGGAGACCCGGCGCGACAUGGCCAAGAUCCUCAAGGAGCUGAAGCAGAAGCACCCAGACAAGGAGAUGGAGCAGCUGAUUGAACUUGCCAACUACCAGGUGUUGAGUUCGCAGCAGAAGAGCAGGGCCUUCUACCGCUGCCAGGCCACCAGGCUCAUGACCGGCGCUGGGAACAUCCUGAAGAAGCAUGCGGCCGACCAGGCCCGCAAGGCCGUCAGCUUGCACGAGGUUCGCUCUGAUGUGGCCGAUAACGACCCCAUUUCCAAGAUCUACUUUGACCCAGGCUCCUACCAGUGCCUGGAGAACUGCGGCACAGUGGCAGUUAACGUGCUACGGCGUGGCGGUGACCUGACCAAGACAGUGUCGGUGGAGUUCCGUACGGAGGAUGGAUCAGCCAACGCGGGCUCGGACUACGAGUUCACCGAGGGGGUGGUGGUGUUCAAGCCCGGCGAGACCCAGAAGGAGAUCCGUGUGGGCAUCAUUGAUGAUGACAUCUUUGAGGAGGAUGAGAACUUCCUGAUCCACCUGAGCAACAUCAAAGUGCUGCUGGCAGAGGGAGAGGAGGUAGAGAACCCAGAGACCAAUCACGUGGAGGCGGUGGCCUGUCUCGGCCUGCCUGCCACGGCAACCGUGACCAUCUUUGACGACGACCACGCCGGCAUCUUCACGUUCGAGGAGCCGGUGGCACACGUGAGUGAGAGUGUGGGCACCAUGGAGGUGAAGGUGCUGCGUACGUCAGGGGCACGUGGGGUCGUCAUGGUGCCCUACAAGACUGUGGAGGGCACGGCACGUGGAGGAGGAGAGGAUUUCGAAGAUACCCACGGGGUCCUGGAGUUCCAGAAUGAUGAAAUCUUGAAGACCAUAGCCAUUAAAAUACUUGACCGUGAGGUGUAUGAUAAACACAGCUACUUCACCCUAGAGCUGCAGACGCCACAAUGGAGAAGGAGAGGCCGGACAGCUACAGAGGUGGCUGUGAAGGAGGUGGAAGAGGAGACGCCACUGACAGAAGUGGAUGAUGAGGACCAACGCAUCGCUGAUAUGGGCCGACCCACGCUGGGGGACCACGUCAAACUUGAAAUCAUCAUUGAGGAAUCCUACGAGUUUAAGAACACUGUGGACAAGCUGAUUAAGAAGACAAACCUGGCCCUGCUGGUGGGGACUAACAGCUGGAGAGACCAGUUCAUCGAGGCCAUCACUGUCAGUGCCGGUGAGGAUGACGAGGAUGAAGAAUGCGGCGAGGAGAAGCUGCCGUCCUGCUUCGACUACGUCAUGCACUUCCUCACCGUCUUCUGGAAGGUUCUGUUUGCGUUCGUGCCCCCAACAGACUACUGGAAUGGCUGGGCCUGCUUCGUGGUGUCCAUCUGCAUGAUCGGCCUGCUUACAGCCUUCAUCGGGGACCUGGCCUCCCACUUCGGCUGCACUGUGGGCCUCAAGGACUCUGUCACCGCCGUGGUGUUCGUUGCGCUGGGGACCUCUGUGCCAGACACCUUUGCCAGUAAGGUGGCAGCCAUCCAGGACCAGUAUGCUGAUGCAUCCAUCGGCAACGUGACGGGCAGCAACGCGGUCAAUGUGUUCCUGGGCAUCGGCGUGGCCUGGUCCAUCGCUGCCAUCUACCACAACUCCAAGGGCAACGACUUCAAGGUAGACCCGGGGAGCCUGGCCUUCUCCGUCACUCUCUUCACCAUCUUCGCCUUCAUCUGCGUGGGGGUGCUGAUGUACCGGAGGAGACCUUCGAUCGGCGGCGAGCUGGGAGGUCCGCGGACUCCCAAGAUACUGACCACCAUGCUGUUUGUCAGCCUGUGGCUGCUGUACAUUCUGUUCUCCUCGCUGGAGGUCUACUGCCACUUCAAGGCCUUCUAAACAGCAUCAGACUUAAGAAGGCCCAAGAAGAGCUAACCAGAGACAAGAAGGAGGCAACAGCAGUGGUGAAAAACAUUUUCCUCUUGUCAUUAAUAAACCCCCCUUUCCCCCUAUCCCCCUUUUAAGAAGUGAAAGAUAUGCCCCCCCUCCUCUGUCCCCAUGGUCUAGUGCUUAAUGGAUGAAACUGGUUGUUUAGGCGAGGAGAGGCCUGUCAAGGCUAGGACAGACACCCCUCUGAAGUCUGUAAAUUGGCAGUUGAGUGUGUGUGUGUGUGUGUGUGUGUGUGUGUGUGUGUGUGUGUGUGUGUGUGUGUGUGUGUGUGUGUGUGUGUGUGUGUGUGUGUGUGUGUGUGUGUGUGUGUGUGUGUGUGUGUGUGUGUGUGUGUGCGUGCUUGUGGGUGCAUGUGUGUGUUUGUGGGAGCGUGUGUGUGUGUGUGUGUGUGUUUGUGGGUGCAUGUGUGUUUGUGGGUGUGUGUGUGGGUGCGUGUGUGUGUGUUUGUGGGUGCGUGUGUGUGUGUUUGUGGGUGCGUGUUUGUGGGUGCGUGUGUGUUUGUGGGUGCGUGUGGGUGCGUGUGUGUUUGUGGGUGUGUGUGGGUGGGUGCGUGUGGGUGCGUGUGUAUGUGUUUGUGGAUGCGUGUGUGUGUGUUUGUGGGUGCGUGUGUGUUGGUGGGUGCGUGUGUGUGUUUGUGGGUGCGUGUGUGUUUGUGGAUGUGGGUGUGUGUUUGUGGGUGCGUGUGUGUUUGUGGGUGUGUGUGUGUUUGUGGGUGCGUGUGUGUGGGUGCGUGUGUGUUUGUGGGCGCGCAUGUGUGGGUGGGUGUGUGGGUGCGUGUGUGUGUGUGUGUUUGUGUGUGUGUUUGUGGGGGUGUGUGGGUGCGUGUGUGUUUGUGGGUGCGUGUGUGUGUGUUUGUGGGUGUGUGUGGGUGCGUGUGUGUGUGUGUGUUUGUGGGUGCGUGUGUGUUUGUGGGUGUGUGUGGGUGCGUGUGUGUUUGUGAGUGUGUGUGUGUGGGUGCGUGUGUGUGUGUGGUUGUGUGGGUGUGAGUGCGUGUGGGUGUGUGGGUGCGUGUGUGUGUGUGUGUGGGUGUGUGUGUGUGUGGGUGCGUGUGUGUGUGUGGGUGUGUGUGUGUGGGUGCGUGUGGGUGUGUGUGUGGGUGCGUGUGUGUGUGUGGGUGUGUGUGUGUGGGUGCGUGUGGGUGUGUGUGUGGGUGCGUGUGUGUGUGUGGGUGUGUGCAUCCUGAAGGGGGAGCUGUUUAGUAUAUCUCUUACUACUCAGCAACCUUCCAGAGACAGCAUCGUCCACGUCUGAUGCUCGUUUCAAACUAAACACUAGACAUCUGAGUGAAAUCCUUUAAUACCCCUGACCAUCAUUAUUGAUAUGUAUAUGCAUGAACGUCCCCAAAAAAUGAUUCAGCUGUUAACAAACGUAGUGGUUGGGAGUAACAGCUACUUUUAAAGAAGGUCUCUCCUCUGUAUGUGAGUCUUAAUAAAUCUCAGUUAGGGCCUGGCUGCAAGAGCUGCCCACCACCUUCUAAUCCUCGGUUUGAUCCCCAGUAGAAUAUCUGAUUAGGGUUCCUCUGUUAUUUAUCUUGCCACAGAUGUAGUUAUGUAAAAGGUGAAAAAUCAUGGAGUUUAGUAUAAUUUAACCUUUAAGGCCGUAUUGUUUUUGAAUGGCCAGCGUUACCAUUUUAACUUUCAGAUAACUCGUUGUCAACUUAAAUGAUACUUUUUAUAACUAGCCCAAGAUGGCUUUUCCAGUUUAGUCAAUGGGAUUGUCAUCACUACCAUACUUGAUUCAAAUUGCAAUAGAAUGCAGAGAAGCCAUACUGUAUAAGCUCUAUUCAUUGGCCACACGCCUUUCAGCAGCUUCCCCAAUUGGCUCUUCUUAUCCAUAUGUGUGUCUAAGUUCCUCCCUGACUGGUCUUUCUAUCAGUCCCAAUCCUCUGUGGGCUCUACAGCCAAUUCUUAACCACUAACCCUAACCAGAAACUUUAACCCUAUCCUAAACAGAAACCCGCCCCUAUCCUAAACCCGCCCCUAUCCUAAACCCACCCCUAUCCUAACCCCACCCCUAUCCUAAACCUGCCCUCAACACUAAACCCACCCCUAUCCUAAACCCACCCCUAGCCUAAACCCAACCCUAUCCUAAACCCACCCCUAGCCUAAACCCAACCCUACCCUAAACCCACCCCUAGCCUAAACCCAACCCUACCCUAAACCCACCCCUAUCCUUAACCCACCCCUAUCCUAAACCCAACCCUACCCUAAACCCACCCCUAUCCUAAACCCACCCCUAGCCUAAACCCAACCCUACCCUAAACCCACCCCUAGCCUAAACCCAACCCUACCCUAAACCCACCCCUAUCCUUAACCCACCCCUAUCCUAAACCCACCCCUAUCCUUAACCCACCCCUAUCCUAAACCCACCCCUCUCCUAAACCUGCCCUCAACACUUAACCCUCCCCUAUCCUAAACCUGCCCUCAACACUUAACCCACCCCUAUCCUAAACCUGCCCUCAACACUUAACCCACCCCUAUCCUAAACCUGCCCUCAACACUUAACCCUCCCCUAUCCUAAACCUGCCCUCAACACUUACCCCCCCCCCUAUCCUAAACCUGCCCUCAACACUUAACCCACCCCUAUCCUAAACCUGCCCUCAACACUUAACCCACACGCUCUUCUCUCUCCACUGAGCUGCACAUCUUCAUUUAUAUUCCAUCAAACAAUAUCUUGAACAUAAAAACAUCAAUUGUAAUGGUGGACAGAAGUGUAGAUUGAACUGUUUCUAUAAUGCAGUAGCCCUAUAGAGAAAUUUUACAGAAGUUCAAAGUGAAGCUGGUGAGAAAUACAUUGGCUGGGUAUUUUCUCUUUUCAGAGGUAAAAAGCUUUUGUCUUAAUGAUGCAAUCAUUUAAAUCCACCUUACUGGCAGUCUCGAGAUAUAAGGGUUUACAUUCAAAAUGACACGUCCAGUUUAGACAAACAGAUCAAUUCAUAUGUGGAAGAUGAAUGAAGUCCACAAUAUUUACACCUUCAAUCAAUUUUUUUAAUGUUAAAGGUAUGAUGAAUACCCUGAGUUUCCUACUGAGUUUGUUUUAUACUUGAUGUGUAGUGUGAUAAUGAAGUAGAAGUAAUCAUAGAGUUGUAGUUUGGUUUAGAAAAUUAUAAACAUAGCAAGAUUUUGUAAUUUUUUGUCAUUUCUCACCACAGAAUUUGCAGCCCCGAGAAGGUUCUAGAUUAAAGUACUUACAGUGCGUUUAGAAAGUAUUCAGACCCCUUGACUUUUUCCACAUUUUGAUACGUUACAGGCUUAUUCUAAAAUGGAUUAAAUCGUUUUUUUCCUCAUCAAUUUACACACAAUACCUCAUAUUGACAAAGAAAACAAUGUUGUUUUUAAUUACAUUUUUGCAAAUGCAAUUUAAAAAAUAUAUGAAAUAUCACAUUUACAUAAGUAUGCAGACCCAGUCUGAGGUCCUGAACACUCAUCAAGGAUAUCUCUGUAAUUUGUUCCAUUCAUCUUUCCCUCAUUCCUUACUAGUCUCCCAGUCCCACAAUACUUCACUGUAGGGAUGGUGCCAGGUUUUCCCCAGACGUUUCGCUUGGCAUUCAGGCCAAAGAGUUAAAUCUUGGCUUCAUCAGACCAGAUAAUCUUGUUUCUCAUGGUUUGAGAGUCCUUUUGGUGCCUUUUGGCAAACUCCAAGUGGGCUGUCGUGCCUUUUAUUGAGGAGUGGCUUCCGUCUUGCCAAUCUACCAUAAAGUUCUGAUUGGUGGAGUGCUGCAGAGAUGGUUGUCCUUCUGGAAGGUUCUCCCAUCUCCACAGAGGAUCUCUGGAGUUCUGUCAGAGUGACCAUUGGGUUUUUGGUCACCUCCCUGACCCAGGCCCCUUUCCCCUGACUGCUCAGUUUUGCCAGGCGAACAGCUCUAGGAAGAGCCUUGGUGGAUUCAAACUUCUUCUAUUUAAGAAUGGGGAGAAUGGAGGCCUGCAGACAUGUUUUGGUACCCUUCCCCAGAUCUGUGGCUCGACACAAUCCUGUCUCGGAGGUCUAUGGACAAUUCCUUCGAACUCUUGGCUUGGUUUUUGCUCUGCCAUACCCUGUCAACUCUGGGAGAAUAUAGACCUUUCCAAAUCAUGUCCAAUCAAUUGAAUUUACUACAGGUGGACUCCAAUCAAGUUGUAGAAACAUCAAGCAUGAUCAAUGGAGACAGGAUGCACCUGAGUUCAAUUUCAAGUCUCAUAGCAAAGGGUCUGAAUAAGGUAUUUCCAUUUUUUAUUUUCAAUAAAGUUGCAAAAAAUUCCAAAAACCUGUUUUUGCUUUGUCAUUAUAGGGUAUUGUGUGUAGAUUGAUGAGGAUUUUUUUAUUAUUAUUUUAGAGUAAGGUUGUAACAUAACAAAAUGUGGAAAAGAUCAAGGAGUCUGAAUACUUUCCGGAGGCACUGAAUAUGGAAGUCAAGUGCAGUUUACUCCUCUUUUGCCAAAGUGAACUAUUUCUAAUGGAAACUCCAGUAACAGCUUAGCCAGAAUAGUAGUGGGUUUUCUAACACACUGACAUCUCUUAACAACACCAAAAAGAUCCCUCUGCGGUACUAAAAGUCUUGCUGUUGUUUAACCAAAACAGAACAUUUCUAAUGACAAAUUUGUAUAAAAGCAUUCACAUUUCAUGGGGAUGGGUUAAUGCCUGCGUGUCCACUUGCUUACCUGGUCUAAAGUGAACUUGUUCACGAAUGACCAACUGUGGUAAGAGUUUUUAAGGUUCAUUCUACUAUGGUGGGGUGUGGGGGUUUCUAUUACAGUAGCUGUUGGUUAAUUAUGAAGGUGGUGGCGUCGAGCUCUAGAGUAGCUCUAUAUGUUUUUUGUAUGGAGUUGGGUGGGUUGUUUCGAUGUGAAGGAAAAACAUUGCACUGGUUCCCGAGUUUGUAAUGAACAGGAUGACAGUGGUUAUAUGCUGAUGGUGACCCUGCUGUUGCGGGAUUAUAUUAAAUUUCGCUGACCUGAAAACAUUACUAUGACAAUUAAAUAUUUAAAAAGACCUCAAACCCUAAUAUCAAGUUAUCCAACUACAAAUGAAAAGAGGAGGAAGAAGAAGAAGAAAUAACAUGUGAAGUACAGCCAUACCAUACAUUGUGUACUGGUGCAGUGAAGCACAAGGACUUCUCCUGCCCAGCAUGUGUCGCUUUGGUGUGUGUCUACACCGUGACUGUGCAGCGCAGCAUCUCUCUGUAUCCUCUUACCCCCCCCCAUGUCCAUAUUUUGGAAUGUUAAUGUGCUACUUGUUCACAAUGUGCAUGAAUGAUAACAUGUCUGUAUAUAAUAAGCAGUAUCCCAUUCGUUGAUGUUGAUGGAGGUUUGAAUGUUGUACAGAUUUGGACUUGUUGUGUCCCCACCCUCACCUGAGCUUGGUUCCCAACUUUACCAAUUGCCUGGGCUGUUCCUGACCGGCUGCCCCAUCUGUCUCCAGUAUGUGUGGCUUCAACUCCGUGUGGAAGGGGAUUGGGGCAGUUGGUUAAACGGGUCUCCCAUCCACUAUAUCCCAGUGGGGACUUGGACGUGAUAGGGCUUCGGGUCUCUCACCCGAGCUCGGUUCCCUGCAUCUCCAUGUCACAUGGGUUGUGAGCUGACCGGCUCCCACCCCCCCCCCCCACACACACUCAUGUACUAGAAUGUUUUAUUUGAAGUUAAAUAUUGCACAUUUGGUUAAAAAAGGCAAUAUCUGCUGUUGUUGAAGGAGGGUGAGAACUUAAAGAGGUAUGUAUCUUAAGGAAGUUGCAUGGGAAUUUGUACAAAAGACACUGCUUGCUAAUAAUGAUAUGGCUGGUUGUGUUAUUUGACAGUGUAAGAGAAGUAUGUACACCAAAAGCUAUUUUGUCAUGAAGAGAUCAUAUGUAUAUACUGUAUAGUGUUAACAGAGAGAGGUCUGAUACCUCCACAUAUCUUAGAGAAUUCUACAUAUUUAUUUUAAAACCCUGACUAAACUCAAGAAUGACAAAUAUUGCCUUUUUGGAGAAGUAGUUUGCUUAAGUGCUUGUUUUGCUCUCUCUCUCUGUUCCUGCUGUGCUGAGCAGUGUUUCGUCUUUGAUACCUGAGAAGUGUAAUUUCUUCUGGAUGGUUUCAUUCUUUGUCUCAAGAUGUCUGUCUGUCUGUCUGUCUGUCUGUCUGUCUGUCUGUCUGUCUGUCUGUCUGUCUGUCUGUCUGUGUCUUGUCUGUCUUGUCUACCUGGUAUGUGCCUGCCUCUCUGUCUCGCUGGCAGGCUGGUACUGUACAUGCCUAUCUGUCUCUGUCCCUGUUGAGUGUCUGUCUGUACUUGAUGUGUGUCAUCUGAUUAGCACCACCCACCCGUCGCCCAGAUGGACCUGUAGUUUUCAGGGUUCUAAUAUCUCUCUCUCUAAUUCUCCCUCCUUGCAUUCCCUGCCUCUCCCUCUUUAACUUUCUCUCAAGCUCACCCUGUCGAUCUGUCAUGUUCUUGCUGUCUCUCUUACAUGGUUAAGUUUGCUGUUUGUUUUGUCUUAUUGAUUAUAAUUGAUAGAAUAUCAUGAUUUUGUCUUAUUUUUGUUCAUGUCUGUGUUUUUUUUCUUUGUUUUGCACACCAACUAAUAGGAAGAAGUACACUAACUGUGAUUACUCUACAUGGUACACUUCUGACACAGAAAAUAAAGUUUGGGAUACCCUGUUUCAAA
Oncorhynchus masou masou (cherry salmon) is the source of this 9891-nucleotide messenger RNA. Its product is annotated as sodium/calcium exchanger 1-like. The transcript has 7 exons. Lineage: Eukaryota; Metazoa; Chordata; Actinopteri; Salmoniformes; Salmonidae. Gene Ontology annotation, molecular function: calcium:sodium antiporter activity. Gene Ontology annotation, cellular component: postsynapse; sarcolemma; axon. The coding region runs from base 390 to 3227 and encodes 945 amino acids. Gene Ontology annotation, biological process: calcium ion import across plasma membrane; sodium ion transmembrane transport; cell communication. The record is from RefSeq and is a predicted model, not a curated record.